AAGUCUGCAGUACGUACAUGUACACAUAUGGCAUUUGUAGUCGACAGCGCAGAGAAACUCGGCUCUUAUCGAGACCACAGCUACCAGGGCUCGAGGUCUGAACAAGAGGAGCUGCUGCGUAAGAGCACAACGUUGUACGUCGGUAAUUUGUCGUUCUACACGACGGAGGAGCAAAUCCACGCGUUGUUCAGCAUGUGUGGAAACGUGAAAAAGAUCAUAAUGGGUCUGGACAAAGUGAAGAGGACGCCGUGUGGAUUCUGUUUUGUCGAAUACUAUGCUCGUGAGGAUUCUGCCAAUGCUAUUCGUUACAUCAAUGGAACGAAACUCGAUGAUAGGAUAGUUCGGACAGAUUGGGAUGUGGGCUUCAAAGAAGGCAGACAAUACGGACGGGGGAAGAGUGGCGGCCAGGUACGAGACGAAUACAGGCAAGGCUACGAUGAUGGCAGAGGAGGUUUUGGUAAAGUAUUUGAGAGACAGAUGGUAGCAUCAGGAAUGUUACCAGUGCCCAGCGGUGACACAGAAAGCGGUCUCUAGCUAUUACAUUCAUACAGUUUAGUGAAAUAUAUCUGCACUCUUAGUUAACGGCCACUUUGGUGUCUCUCUGGGG
Corticium candelabrum is the source of this 607-nucleotide messenger RNA. Its product is annotated as nuclear cap-binding protein subunit 2-like. Gene Ontology annotation, molecular function: RNA cap binding. The transcript is spliced from 4 exons. The coding region runs from base 28 to 534 and encodes 168 amino acids. Gene Ontology annotation, cellular component: nuclear cap binding complex. NCBI's taxonomy places the organism in Eukaryota, Metazoa, Porifera, Homoscleromorpha, Homosclerophorida, Plakinidae. The record is from RefSeq and is a predicted model, not a curated record. Gene Ontology annotation, biological process: mRNA cis splicing, via spliceosome.